AUGCUGAACAGCCGCGCGGGCCCGCGGGUGCCGCCGAAGGGAAAGAAGGCCAAGGGCAAGAAGGUGGCACCGGCCCCUGCUGUAGUCAAGAAGCAGGAGGCCAAGAAGGUUGUCAACCCACUCUUCGAGAAGAGGCCCAAAAACUUUGGCAUCGGACAGGAUAUCCAGCCAAAACGUGACCUCACACGUUUUGUGAAAUGGCCCCGCUACAUCAGACUGCAGCGGCAGAGAUCCAUCCUGUACAAGCGGCUGAAGGUGCCUCCUGCGAUUAACCAGUUCACUCAGGCUUUGGAUCGCCAGACAGGUGAGGAUG
This is a messenger RNA of Tinamus guttatus (white-throated tinamou), 313 nucleotides long. NCBI's taxonomy places the organism in Eukaryota, Metazoa, Chordata, Aves, Tinamiformes, Tinamidae. The record is from RefSeq and is a predicted model, not a curated record.